This is a messenger RNA of Paramecium tetraurelia, 618 nucleotides long. RefSeq lists its product as uncharacterized. The record is from RefSeq and is a predicted model, not a curated record. Gene Ontology annotation, molecular function: thioredoxin peroxidase activity. Gene Ontology annotation, biological process: cell redox homeostasis; hydrogen peroxide catabolic process; response to oxidative stress. Gene Ontology annotation, cellular component: cytosol. Lineage: Eukaryota; Ciliophora; Oligohymenophorea; Peniculida; Parameciidae. The transcript has 5 exons.
AUGAAAGUGCGUAAGUAAGCACCCCAAUUUACAGCAUCAGCCUACUUUAAUAAAUAGUUUAAGAGAAUAUCUCUAAGUGAUUAUAAAAAUAGAUAUGUUGUUCUAUUCUUCUAUCCAUUGGAUUUUACAUUUGUAUGUCCAACAGAAAUAAUCCAGUUUUCUGAUCGAGUUGAGGAAUUCAAAGCAAAUGGUUGUGAUAUUUUGGGUGUCUCUGUAGACUCCUAAUUUUCUCAUAUGAAAUAUUGUAAAUAAACACGUAAUAAUGGAGGAUUGGGUGAGAUGCAAUUUCCUCUGAUUUCAGAUUUAAGUUAGGAAAUCUCUAAAAAAUAUGGAGUCAUUAUAGAUGAUUCUGAAGAUCCAGAUUUUGGUGUUGCUUUCAGAGGGACAUUCAUAAUCGACGGAAAAGGAAUCCUCAGACAUUAUUCCAUUAAUGAUUUACCUGUGGGUAGAAAUGUAGACGAAGUCUUAAGAUUAGUGUAAGCAUUUAAAUUUACAGAUGAACAUGGAGAAGUUUGUCCUGCACAAUGGAAACCAGGAUAGCCAACUUUGGUUACGAAUCAUUCUGACCCAAAGACUUAGAAAUAUUGGAAUGAAGAACAUAUAAAAUAAGCUAAAUGA